Molecule: messenger RNA, 718 nt
Organism: Charadrius vociferus (killdeer)
Lineage: Eukaryota; Metazoa; Chordata; Aves; Charadriiformes; Charadriidae
Product: gap junction delta-2 protein-like
Exons: 1
Biological process (GO): cell communication
Cellular component (GO): connexin complex
Source: RefSeq, a predicted model, not a curated record
GAUCCUGCUGACGGUGGUGGUGAUCUUCCGCAUCCUCAUCGUGGCCAUCGUGGGCGAGACGGUGUACGAGGACGAACAGACCAUGUUCAUGUGCAACACGCUGCAGCCGGGCUGCAACCAGGCCUGUUACGACAAAGCCUUCCCCAUCUCCCACAUCCGCUACUGGGUCUUCCAGAUCAUCCUGGUCUGCACCCCCAGCCUCUGCUUCAUCACCUACUCCGUCCACCAGUCGGCCAAACAACGGGAACGCCGGUAUUCCUUCCUCUACCCGCUCUUGGAGAGCCGGGAAACCAAAAAAGCCAAACCGGUCAACGGGGUGCUGGCGCCCAGCCCCGAGGGGGGCUGCAAGGAGGAACCCGACUGCCUGGAGGCCAAAGAGCUGCCGGGUCCGUCGCCGCGGCCCCCCCGCCCUUCCAAAACCAAACGGCAAGAAGGAAUUUCUCGGUUUUACGUCAUCCAGGUGGUUUUCCGUAACGCCCUGGAGAUCGGUUUUUUAGCCGGUCAGUAUUUCCUCUACGGUUUCAACGUACCGGCCAUCUUCGAGUGCGACCGCUAUCCUUGCGUCAAGGAGGUGGAGUGUUACGUUUCCCGCCCCACCGAAAAAACCGUCUUUUUGGUUUUCAUGUUCGCCGUCAGCGGCGUUUGCGUCCUCCUCAACUUGGCCGAGCUCAACCACUUGGGUUGGCGCAAGGUCAAGGCCGCCGUCCGGGGGGUGCAG